Messenger RNA from Esox lucius (northern pike), 5158 nucleotides. RefSeq names its product protein kinase D3 (gene prkd3). The coding region runs from base 706 to 3399 and encodes 897 amino acids. Gene Ontology annotation, molecular function: protein serine/threonine kinase activity; ATP binding. NCBI's taxonomy places the organism in Eukaryota, Metazoa, Chordata, Actinopteri, Esociformes, Esocidae. Gene Ontology annotation, biological process: protein phosphorylation. The record is from RefSeq and is a predicted model, not a curated record. The transcript is spliced from 18 exons.
UAAGAUGCGCAUGCAUUUACUAUUUGGCACCCACGGCUGGACGAGAGAAACUUUCAAAAAGCUUAAAAUUCGUUAAUGUAAAUCUUAACACAUUUAGAAAAUGUUGCAAAUGCAUUUAUUGUCUAUGUGGUGUAUUUGUGCGAUAAACCGAUAAAGCGAAUUAACUUUUAACCUCUGUUUUCUUCGAAUGUUUGAGUUUUUGGAGAAGUUUCUGCUAUCCACUUGCCAUGGAUCAAACGUUGCGUUUUGGAGAAAGUGGAGGUUUCUUGUGGUCAAGGCAGAUAUCUGACUCCAGUACUGUGUGGGGACACCAUUCAAGAACAUGAGGUUUGGAAUGGUGACUGCCUCUUUCAGUGAGCGUUGGGGAAUCAGUCGAGGACACCAUUCACAGUAUCUCAGCAGUGCGUACUGCACACAUCUCUUGUCCUGGAGUGUGAACGACGGCCUUUUAGUGAAGACACCUGGCCUCAUCCACAUUUUGAUUGCCAGCCACAUCAGAUAUGUCAAUGGGAAGAAGUGUUUGACAUACGGACAUGGAGUUAACACUGCGAAUGACAUGUCAUGUGUCCAAUGAGGAGGAUUGAGUGUUGCUUCAACCUGGUGUCAGUUCUUAGUGAUUCAGUGGUGUCUUAUUUAUCGAGGCAUCGCUGACAGUUCCGUUCCGUUCCAUUUUGCAUAAUCAUCUCUGCCAUUGGAAGAAACCCAAUGUCUGCCUGCAGCAGUUCCACCCCGCCGUCCUUCCCUAAAGCUUACCUCCACUCACAACUCCCAGCCGCGCCACCGACCCCGUCGCCGUCGCCGAGUCCCCCGGCGCCCCUUUACAGCCGCCUGUCCAACGGGAGUCACGGGAGUCACGGUCACAGCGCUCCCAGUCCCACCAACUCCCGGAGCUCCUUCCACGGAGUGUCCUUCCUCCUCCAGAUCGGCCUGACCAGGGAGACGGUGAACCUGGAGAGCCAUGACCUGUCGCUGUCUGCUGUCAAAGACCUGGUCUGCUCUAUUGUCGACCAGAAGUUUCCGGAGUGUGGCUUCUUUGGCAUGUAUGACAAGAUUCUGCUCUUCCGCCAUGACCUGAACUCUGAAAACAUCCUCCAGAGGCUGACAUCAGCAGAGGAUAUCCAUGAGGGAGAUCUCAUAGAGGUGGUGCUCUCUGCGUUAGCUACAGUGAAGGACUUCCAGAUCCGGCCCCAUGCUCUCUAUGUCCACUCCUACAAGGCCCCUACCUUCUGUGACUAUUGUGGGGAGAUGCUAUGGGGCCUUGUCCGGCAGGGCCUCAAAUGUGAAGGGUGUGGGCUGAACUACCACAAGCGCUGCGCCUUUAAGAUCCCCAACAACUGCAGCGGGGUGAGGAAGAGACGUCUCUCCAACGUGUCCCUGCCGGGCCCCUCGCUGUCUGUCCCCCGGCCCCUCCCUGGUCCUGCUGAACAUGCUGUGGUCGCCACGGAGGAGCGCUCCCACCAGGAGGCAGGGAAGAGGAUCCCAUCGUGUAGCGGCCGGCCCAUCUGGAUGGAGAAGAUGGUGCUGGGCCGGGUCAAGGUGCCCCACACCUUUGCCAUCCACACCUACACCCGGCCCACAAUCUGCCAAUACUGUAAACGGCUGCUCAAGGGCCUGUUCCGCCAGGGCAUGCAGUGCAAAGAUUGUCGAUUCAACUGCCAUAAGCGGUGUGCCUCUAAGGUUCCAAGAGAUUGCUUGGGGGAAGUCUCCUUUGAUGGAGAGCCUGCUAGCCCAGGACCUGACUCGGACAGCACCAUGGAGGUGGACAGUAGUGACGUGGAGAGCACCAGAGGGCUACUGGACGACUCUGAGGAACCUUCCACCCCAGACGACAAGAUGUUCUUCAUGGAUUCUCCUUUCCUGGACCGUGAGAAGGAUGAGGAGCCCAUCAAGACCAUCAGUCCAUCCACGAGCAGUAACAUACCUCUGAUGCGGGUAGUUCAGUCAGUCAAACACACCAAGAGAAGGAGCUCCACUAUGGUGAAGGAGGGUUGGAUGGUCCACUACACCAGCAAAGACAACCUGAGGAAGAGACACUACUGGAGGCUGGACACCAAGAGCCUCAGCCUGUUCCAGAACGAUACUGGAGCCAAAUUCUAUAAGGAGAUUCCUCUCUCAGAGAUCCUGCAGGUGGAACCGGCUCGGGACCUCAGCCUGGCCCUGAGCAGCAACCCACACUGCUUUGAAAUCAUCACCUCCACUAUGGUCUACUAUGUAGGGGAGAACAACGGGGGCCAUUACCAAAGCCCCGCGCUGGCAGCCACAGGCGUGGGCAUGGAGGUGGCCCAAGGCUGGGAGAAGGCCAUCCGGCAGGCCCUGAUGCCCGUCACACCCCAGCCAAGCGUGACUGCCACAGCAGGCCAGGGCAAGGACCACAAACAAGAGUUGUCUAUCAGCAUAUCUGUGUCCAAUUGCCAGAUACAGGAGAAUGUGGAUAUCAGCACAGUGUACCAAAUCUUUUCUGAUGAGGUGCUGGGAUCUGGACAGUUUGGGAUUGUGUAUGGAGGGAAACACAGAAAGACUGGAAGAGAUGUUGCCAUCAAGGUGAUUGACAAGAUGAGAUUCCCUACAAAACAGGAGAGCCAGCUAAGGAAUGAAGUGGCCAUUCUCCAGAACCUCCACCACCCUGGCAUCGUCAACCUGGAGUGCAUGUUUGAGACUCCGGAGAGGGUUUUUGUUGUCAUGGAGAAGCUCCAUGGAGAUAUGCUGGAGAUGAUCCUGUCCAGUGAGAAGGGCAAGCUCCCAGAACGCAUCACCAAGUUCCUGGUCACACAGAUCCUGGUGGCUUUGAGACAUCUGCAUUUCAAGAACAUCGUCCAUUGUGACCUGAAGCCCGAGAACGUGCUGUUGGCCUCAGCUGAGUCCUUUCCUCAGGUCAAACUGUGUGACUUUGGCUUCGCCCGUAUCAUCGGCGAGAAGUCGUUCAGGCGUUCCGUGGUGGGCACCCCGGCCUACCUGGCUCCGGAGGUGCUGCGCAGUAAAGGCUACAACCGCUCCCUGGACAUGUGGUCAGUGGGGGUCAUCGUCUACGUCAGCCUCAGCGGGACCUUCCCCUUCAAUGAGGACGAGGACAUCAACGACCAGAUCCAAAAUGCUGCCUUCAUGUACCCGCCGCAGCCAUGGAAGGAGAUCUCUGCGGAAGCUACAGAUCUUAUCAAUAACCUUCUGCAAGUGAAGAUGAGGAAACGGUACAGUGUGGACAAGUCCCUCAGCCAUCCUUGGCUACAGGAUUACCAGACAUGGCUGGACCUCAGGGAGUUUGAGACACGGCGUGGCGAACGGUACAUCACCCACGAGAGUGACGACGUGCGCUGGGAGGAGUACGCAGACGAACACAGCCUGGUCCACCCUAAACACUUCAUCAUGGCACCUAACCUAGAUGAUAUGGAGGAGGACCCCUAGUGGCCAGGGGGCAUGUUACAGGUGUGACCAAACAUGAGGAACCUAGGCACGUUAUGGACCUUUGGAAGCAUUCUUUCUAAAACUGGUAGUCAUGGACAGACAGCCCUGUCAGGAGACUGUGUGACAGGGAUACAUUCUGACCCCAGACUCUGUGGUUACACGUCCUGCCACAGGAAAAAGACAGGUGGCACUGCGGAGGCGUCUGUUUCUUUAUGACGUAGCAGUGUGAACAAAAACUCUGGGAGAAGGAUUUGGGUCGUUUUAUUUUUUUUAAUAUUGUAGAGUAAUUCCACAAUGAAGCUCAACCUCCUUGCUCCUUUUAGGAAAUAUGUCAUUUAGGACAAUUAUAGUGGAAGAUGGAGCUUUUCCUCACCAUUGGCAGUAAUGUUAUGCAUUCUACUGGUAAAGGAAUUACAGAGUGAGUUUAAAGGGCACUAUUAACAAGGGAUUUGUCUCAACAGAAAGGUUGGAACCUUUGUAUUGGCAAACCUAACUUUGUGCUAAUUCCAAGUUUGUUUUGAAACAAUGUCCUUUGACGGUAUGAAACUGGAACUAAACUUUGUAUGCAGAUGUACUUUACUAAUGGGGGUGGAAUUUUUUGCACUAUACAACCAUCAACCCUAACAAUUUGAAGUUGAAAAGUUAAAGCUGCUACAUCAGGUCACCUGGAGAGAAUGACAUGACUAAGACAGAAUGGGUUGUUGGCAACAGUAAUGUUUGCGGUAAGAGCUUGAUAACGUAAUUCCGUGGUGAGUAACAUAGAGGUGGUGAAGAGGGCUACAAUACAAAAGAAUGAGUAUAGCACCUGUCAUAAUAAAGUAGUUCGAAAAGCUGAGGGACCAAAGACUAAAUCCAAAUGAGGGCCUGUGUUUAUCCACAGAACAUGACCAAUAACUCAUCUGUUUAUGUAACUGCAGUCUUAUAUUUGUACUUCACUCUACUUCAUUUAUUAGAAAGUGGCUUUACUACAUUCCAAGCUGGAUUCAAAUCAAACCUACUAUGUGAAAGAGGAUUGGUUGAACCGAGAACACCAUGUCCCUGUACCAAGCUAUGCCAUCUGAACAGUAAGGAAUGGGAAAAAGGCUUACUACAGGUCUGGUCAUGGCACAAAGGCUUUAAUUCUGGGGCUCCAUAUUGGCAGGUUAAAGACCAAUAUGAAGCAUGGGUUUGUGGUAUACAACAUUGUUGAUUAUAUCAUUUAAAUCUGUGAAGCAAACAGAAAAUAAGUACAUUUUACAUAUCGGUUUGUCUCGCACAGUGUUUAGAAAGAAUAGCUGUUACUGAGCAUAUAAUUGUUUCCCUACAACAUUUUCUAAAUGUUUUAUUUUAUUUUCCUCAUCUUCAAUUUGUAUGUGGUUGAUAUGACAGUUGAUGAACAUGCGCCCAUAAUUCUGGAAUAUGUCAAGUGCAGUGCACUGUGGGUGUCAAUUAAUAUUGCUGUACUGCUUUUGAGUACUCGGUCUACUCCAAGAUUACCAAUGGAAGUUUUAGUUUUGAUGCCCAUUUACUACAUUCAAUGCUUGUGCCAAGUUCAUUCAGUCAAUAAAUGAAGAUGUAGCCUAAAGCCUGUGGUGUUUAUGAGCUGUUAGCAGGGAGCAUCGAUCCUGAUUUAAGUCCUAACGGUAAUUAUUUUGGGAGAAUAGAGGUGGAUCUGUUCCCAUUCUCUUGUUCCUGUAUAUGUUGCCGCUGGAUUGGCAGGUGUCAGUGUUUUGUAUAUUUUAGUACAUACAAAUUUAAUAAAAACUCUACUUCCUUACAA